AACCGUAUAUUAAGAAUUCAAACUAAUUCAAACUUUCGCGCCUUGUCGUCUGCUCCACUGCCCGCGCGCGGCGGUGUCAUCGCCGUUACGUCAGUCCGCCCUUGCGCAAUGGCGUCGAUGGCUGCAUGUGCUUCUUGCUUACGCGGAACCUCUGGGUGGACUCCUUGGCUAAAAGCUGCAAUCUGCAGCUUGAUAAAGGCCCAGAAGCCAUGGCACAUAGCAAGCAACAUCAACAACUAGAAAAGCAUUGCAUUUGAUGCAACUUCAGUGCAAGUUUGCCUUGAGAGACAUGGCUCAAAGCUGAGGAAAUGACUGCCUUGGGACGUAUCUUAUUGGCAGCAAAGGUCCAGCGCGCGCAGGCAUGCCGCAGCGAGAAAAGAAGGAAGACGACGACUGCGAAACAUGAAGUCGCGGUUCUUUCCCGCGGUCGCCCUGUGCCUGGCCUUCCUCUGCCAGCGGCUCGCGGUCUCCUCCGCGGACGUCGACGCCGGCAAAGGCGCCCGACCGCCGUCGCGUCGCGUCAGGGUCCAGCUCUUCUACGAGACCCACUGCCCGUACAGCCAGGACUUCAUCACGAAGCAGCUGUGGCCGACGUACGUGCGCCUCAGCGACCGCCUCAGCGUCCGCCUGGUCCCUUACGGCAUGGCCCGCAAGAGGGAGGCCGUGGGCGCCGACGGCCGCAAGACGACCGAGAUCUCGUGCCAGCACGGCCGCAACGAGUGCCUCGCCAACAUGAUCCAGGCGUGCGCCGUGACGCUCUUCAAGGGCACCUACCGGCUGCUCGCGUUCGUCGCCUGCAUGGAGUCCUCGACGACGCCCCACCGCGUGGCCAAGUCGUGCUCGUCGCGAGUGGGCGUCAGCUGGGCGGCGCUCGAUCGGUGCGCGUCCUCCCGGUCGGGACCCCGGCUCCUGCUGAAGAUGGGCCGCAAGACGGCGUCCCACCGGCCGCCGGUGAAGUACGUCCCGUUCGUCGUGGUCGACGGGCAGCAGGGCGACGACUUGCAGAGCAGGGCGGCCGCGGACUUCUUCGGACUGGUCUGUUCCCUGUUCGCCGAGCCGGCCGUGCCGCCCGCUUGCGUCUCGGAGCAGCAGCAGUCGCAGGAGCAGCCGGAAGUGCCCACGUCUUCGACGGAAAUGCCCGAGCUGCGAGGGUUGGGCGUCGAGGCGACGUCGCCGACGGCGGCCAGUACGGACGAGGCCGCAGCGAAACGGACAUAAAUGGGGAGAGCGACGCGAACAA
This is a messenger RNA of Dermacentor albipictus, 1240 nucleotides long. The record is from RefSeq and is a predicted model, not a curated record. NCBI's taxonomy places the organism in Eukaryota, Metazoa, Arthropoda, Arachnida, Ixodida, Ixodidae.